UCAAAACAAAAUCAAAAUCAAAUUCAAAUUAAAUCCCCAAAUCAAAAACCCUAAUUAACUGACAUGGUGAAAUCACCUGAGAAAAAGCACAAUCCUUCCUCCUCCGCCGGAUUAGAGAUCGUCCGAGACGAUUCCGCCGCCUCCUCCUCCUCCUCCUGCAAAUACAAAGGCGUGCGGAAGCGCAAGUGGGGGAAGUACGUCUCCGAGAUCCGGCUCCCCAACUGCCGCGAGCGGAUCUGGCUCGGCUCCUACGACACGGCGGAGAAGGCGGCGCGCGCCUUCGACGCCGCGCUCUUCUGCCUCCGCGGCGCCUCCGCCAAGUUCAAUUUCCCCGACAGCCCCCCCGAGAUCGAGAACGGCCGCUCCAUGACCCCCGCCGAGAUCCAGGUCGCCGCCGCCCGAUUCGCCCACGCCGAGAGCUCCUCCUCCGGCCGCGCCGACGACCUCGACUCGCAGUCCGAUUCCCUCUCCUCGCCGUCCCCGUCGCUGUCGGACGGAGCGGCGCCGCGUGCCGACUGCGAAAUUACCGAUAUACCCCUGGACAAUGACUUCCUGGACCAGUUUUUGACCCUGGGCACGGGUAAUAACAUCUCGGACUUCGGGCUAUUUCCGGGAUUUGACGAUUUUUCGGGCGAUUUCAUGGCGCCAACUUCGCAAAAUGUGGAUUAUUAUUGGCCGGAAAAUGAUAGCACGGAGGAAUUAUCCUCGCAGCUUUGGAAUUUUUGAAGACAUUUUAAUUAUUACCUAAAACAUAAUAAUUUGGGUGUCUUUUUUUGGGGGGUUUGGAUAUUCUGGGAAUUUUAGGUGCUGGAAUUUCUAUCCCCAUUUUCCAAAUUAGGAAAGGAUUAUAUUAUUUUUAUUUCGUGAAUAUUUCGAUUUAAUUGGAUAGAGUGAAAUGGUACAGUAAUCAAUUUCGGUAGGUACCUUUUUUUACCAUGUAGAGAUAUAUACUUUUUUUUUUUAUCAUGGAAUUCAAUAUUGUAUUUUACUAUCAAAUAAUCUCCUUGUUUGUAUGAUCACUUUAUUCAUUUAUUUUUGUUUAAUUUCUUGAA
Salvia hispanica is the source of this 1052-nucleotide messenger RNA. RefSeq names its product Integrase-type DNA-binding superfamily protein. The record is from RefSeq and is a predicted model, not a curated record. Gene Ontology annotation, biological process: regulation of DNA-templated transcription. Gene Ontology annotation, molecular function: DNA-binding transcription factor activity; DNA binding. Lineage: Eukaryota; Viridiplantae; Streptophyta; Magnoliopsida; Lamiales; Lamiaceae.